Molecule: messenger RNA, 918 nt
Organism: Morchella importuna
Lineage: Eukaryota; Fungi; Ascomycota; Pezizomycetes; Pezizales; Morchellaceae
Exons: 2
Coding region: 1-918 (305 amino acids)
Source: RefSeq, a predicted model, not a curated record
AUGGAGAACAACCCGCCGGCGUCGGUUAGCGAUGACGCGGUGAUGCGGGAGGAGGGGGACACGCUGCGGAAGGAGGAGGGGCAGGAAUCGGCGGUGGAGAAGAAGGAGGUGGUGGUGGGGAAGGAGGUGGAAGGAGCAGAUGUGGAUAUGGGAAAAGACGGUGGUGGUGAUGGUGUCGUUGAUGCGCCCCCACCCCCGGUGGCUGGGGAGAUGCUCCCCGUGGCGGCACCUCCACCGCCUCCACCACCGCAGCAAUCGCCAGCGCCAGCGCCAGCGCCAGCGAGCGAGGGCGAGAGCGAGAGCGAGGACAAGGGCAAGGACACAGACACGCCGAUGCAGGUGCAGGUGCCGGAGAAAGCGGGCAGCCCAUUACCGUUGCCAUUGCCGGAAGUGCAGAACGCGGGGGAAUCGAUUGUGCAGAUACAGACACAGACUCAGACACAGACACAGACACAGACACAGACGGAGGACCAUCCAAUGUCUGGAACCGACGAUGCUCACCCACCACCCUCACCGCCCCCACCGUCCCCACCGCCUAUACCAGAAGCAGUAGAAGAAGGCGCACAAUUGCUCCCCGCUGAAGCCACACCCGCGGCGGUAGAGCCCUCCCUCGACGCCCUCGACGCAUUCGGCCUCUCGCCCGCCCUCCCCCUCCCCAUCGCCGCCGACCCACACCCUCACCCCCCACCCCCACAACAACCUCAACAACCACACCCGCCCUCCCCCCACUCCCAAUCCCCACCGCCCCACAGCAGCCCCAAUCGCAAAUCACGCCCUCCCCCGUCGUCCACCCCGGCGAACUCCACGAGUUCCUCGCCGACCCCGACCCACGCGCGCGCCGCCGCAGCAGCAGCAGCAGCAGCAACAGCAGCAGGCCUCGCUGCAGGACCUGGUCGAGUGCGCGGCGCACGUCAUUAA